Molecule: messenger RNA, 804 nt
Organism: Ficedula albicollis (Collared flycatcher)
Lineage: Eukaryota; Metazoa; Chordata; Aves; Passeriformes; Muscicapidae
Gene: MRPL16
Product: mitochondrial ribosomal protein L16
Exons: 3
Coding region: 1-738 (245 amino acids)
Biological process (GO): mitochondrial translation
Cellular component (GO): ribosome; mitochondrial large ribosomal subunit
Molecular function (GO): rRNA binding; structural constituent of ribosome
Source: RefSeq, a predicted model, not a curated record
AUGGCGGCGCCCUUGCGGCACUUCCGGCGCGUCCCGGCGAUGUGGCGAUGGCGGCUCCCGGGGCCGCUCCGGCCCGGGGGAGGAUGCCGGUGUUCCCCGGCAGGGAUCACCAUCCCGGAGAAGCCGAAGCUGAAGUUCAUGGACAAGGUGCCGGCGGUGCCCAAGGUCCGGCGGGAGCCGCGGCAGCUCCGUGACAUCCGUGGCCCGUCCCAGGUGGCCACUGACUUCACCGAGGGGCAGUACGGGAUCCUGGCUUUGGGCGGGGGGUACCUGCACUGGGGCCACUUCGAGAUGAUCCGCCUGACCAUCGGCCGCAGCAUGGAUCCCAAAAACAUGUUCGCCGUGUGGCGCGUGCCCGCCCCCUCCAAGGCGGUGACGCGGAAAAGCCUGGGGCACCGCAUGGGGGGCGGGAAGGGCCCCAUCGACCGCUACGUGACGGCGGUGAAGAGCGGGAGGCUGGUGGUGGAGGUGGGCGGGCGCUGCGAGUUCGGGGAGGUCCGCCCCUUCCUGGCCCGCGUGGCCCAGAAACUGCCCUUCCCGGCCGUGGCCGUCAGCCGGGAGAGCCUGCAGGAGAUGCGGCGGGAGGAGGAGGAGAAGAGGCUGAACAACCAAAAUCCCUGGACUUUCGAGCGUGUGGUGACCUCCAAUAUGUUGGGGAUGAGGAAGUACCUGAGCCCCUACGACUUGCAGCUCAAGGGACGCUACUGGGGCAAAUUUUUCCUGAAGCACAGAGUGUGAGAAGCAGCUGGGUUGGAUUCCUUUUGGAAUUAAACUUUUCCACGAGAGGCUGGAGUGGGUUUUGGG